Messenger RNA from Rhinocladiella mackenziei CBS 650.93, 903 nucleotides. RefSeq lists its product as uncharacterized. Gene Ontology annotation, biological process: ubiquinone biosynthetic process. Gene Ontology annotation, molecular function: methyltransferase activity. The coding region runs from base 1 to 903 and encodes 300 amino acids. Lineage: Eukaryota; Fungi; Ascomycota; Eurotiomycetes; Chaetothyriales; Herpotrichiellaceae. The transcript is spliced from 2 exons. The record is from RefSeq and is a predicted model, not a curated record.
AUGUUUCGCACAUUAGCUCGCCAUCCUACUGCUCUGCGGAGCUGCCGUAGCAUUCACGCCUCCUCACAGAGACUGUUCGGCACGAGUCUUCUGAGGAAGCUUCCUGGAGAAAAUGAUCGGACGACCCAUUUUGGCUUCGAAACAAUUUCAGAGGCCCAGAAGGAAGCGAGAGUUGGGGCCGUGUUCUCCUCAGUAGCAUCCUCCUACGAUAUAAUGAAUGAUUUAAUGUCACUUGGAAUCCACCGUCUUUGGAAGGACUAUUUCGUCCGCAGCCUCAACCCGGGCAGCCGAACUAGUGAAACAGGUUGGAAUAUACUUGACAUCGCUGGCGGAACCGGCGAUAUUGCCUUCCGUAUGUUGGACCACGCGACCAAUGUGAACCUCGACCUCAAAACAAAAGUGACUAUCGCGGACAUCAAUGCAGACAUGCUUGCCGAAGGUCGGAAAAGAGCUCAAGACACACCAUACGGAAACUCAGGCAGACUAUCGUUUAUGGAAGGAAAUGCAGAGUCCAUGCCUUCCGUUGAGUCUGACUCCAUUGAUCUUUACACUGUGGCCUUUGGAAUCCGCAACUUUACAAACAAAGACGCUGCAAUCCGCGAAGCAUUCCGAAUUCUCAAGCCCGGAGGCGUAUUUGCGUGCCUUGAAUUUAGCCACGUGGACAAUUCUUUGUUCAAUGCUGUUUAUAAGAGAUGGAGCUUUGGAGCAAUACCAUUGAUCGGGCAACUCGUUGCGGGUGAUCGUGACAGCUACCAGUAUCUCGUGGAAAGUAUCGAACGUUUUCCCACCCAAGAAGAGUUCAAAACUAUGAUUGAAGAUGCCGGAUUUGUCACUCCCGGACAGGGCUAUGAAAACCUUACUGGAGGAAUUGCUAGCAUUCAUCGAGGAGUAAAGCCACUAUAA